Messenger RNA from Cuscuta campestris, 1075 nucleotides. Lineage: Eukaryota; Viridiplantae; Streptophyta; Magnoliopsida; Solanales; Convolvulaceae. The record is from the annotation of a GenBank genome assembly.
UUCGUAAAAUGGGCCGGGCCAAAAGUCAAGCCCAAGCCUCCACAAACCCAACACCUGGGUCAUGGAUUCUGGUGCUUCAUUUCAUGCCAUCCACAGCGGUGAAGCAUUGCAGAAUCUGGUUAUUAGAGACUUUGGAAAGGUACGACUAGCUGACGACAGUGCUCUUGAGGUGACGGGCAUGGGUGACAUGGUGUUGAAGACCUCAGUCGGUUUCUGGACUUUGAAGGAUGUCAGAGUGGUUCCAGCCUUGAAGAAAAGUUUGAUUUCUGUCAGGCAGUUGGACGAACAGGGACACGAGGUAAAGUUCAGAGAUGGGCAAUGGAAGGUCGUGAAGGGAAAUCUUGUCAUAGCCCGUGGAAAGAAGAGAGGUUCGUUGUACAUGGUCGGGUCACCAUCUAAGGGAGUGACUGUCCCAGUUCAGAAGAGAAACAAAGUCCGGUUCACAGAGUCUCGUGGGCAGAAUAAGGUUGUCUGUGCAAGAGAGAAAUCUAGAGCCACUGGUCAGACUCAGGAUGAACGAGCGUGGAAAGGUUUAAGGGGGCCACUUAGAGGUAUUUAUGGCAGUGGGAGCUCAAGAGGUGCUUCAGCCAAGUUGCCUAGAAGACAGUGGGUCAGGAGAACCAGUAUUCCAGCUGUUGGAACAUCUCCAGAAAAUUUCUUGCUGAGUAUGGAGAGUGUUUGUUCUCAGGAUGUUCCAGGAUCCGGCAGUGUGCGUCCGCAGUGGGAGCCGGUAGGGACCGAGGACGAGUCAGGGACAGACUUUGCCGUGACUGAUGUGUUGGAGCUUGGGAGAGCUUCAACGGGCCUUUCGGUUGUCUGAUGAUAGGGCCGCUGCAACAGGAGAGCUGAAGAAGAUUACUCGAUGUACAGGCGAUCGUGGCGGAUGGCAGUUGAUGUUUAUCAAGCCUCCAAGUGGGAGAAUGUUGGGCUUUGUGGAGGCUUGUUUGUCGGCCCGGCCCAGUUGGGCUUAGCCCUAGUUUUUUUUUCCUAUAUAUAUAGAGGGCUUGUACUUGUAAUCGGCACCACAAGUGAAAUAAGAAAAUCCUCCUGUUGCAGCCGUGGAUUAGGGAAACCG